AUGAAUAGACCUAUCUACCCCACUACCAUUCAAUACUUCAACACCAUCUCUGUGACUGGGCGAAGAAGCACUACGCUUACUUCGGAGUCGCCAGCUCGCAUUCUUCUUGCCGGGCAGGUCCGUAAAAUUUCUGAAGACAGGACUACUAUUACCCUUUAUGACGGUACAGGGUCUGUCGCCCUCAGCAUUCAUGGUGGCGAGACCUUCCCUUUUAGCCAAAGUGAUAUCGCCCGUGUGCAUCUCCUCAUGCCGACCAACACUACUACAAGCCCCAAAAUCUUGUUCUAUGAAAAGCUUCCGAACGCCGAAGCCCUUCUUGUUCAUUUUCUAUCUGCUAUGAACGCACUCCGCCUUACCGAUGACAGAACCAGGGGCGAUGGUGUGGGUGACGGUCAAGGGCUUCCCGUUGUCAAGGAUGCUGGAGACGAUUUUUUGAAUAACUUUGAAGGUGGGCAGGCUGUGUUCUAUUAG
Giardia duodenalis is the source of this 471-nucleotide messenger RNA. RefSeq lists its product as uncharacterized. The coding region runs from base 1 to 471 and encodes 156 amino acids. Lineage: Eukaryota; Fornicata; Diplomonadida; Hexamitidae. The transcript has a single exon. The record is from RefSeq and is a predicted model, not a curated record.